ACAACUCCUUCCACGUCAUGGAGUUUAAGUUCUCUUCUUAAUGGAAUAGCGGAAUACAGAGAGAAGCUUAAUUUACCCAAUCCAGGUACUUUUGAAGGUCUACACCGUGAGGUCAAAGCAACAUUCCUUACAAACCAACUAUUCGAUGGAGGGAGAGCCGAUCUCACCAGAGUUUUAUCACAAAAUUUACAAGUCACGCAUUCCUUCACCAUGGGUUCAGCUUUAACACCACCGAUGUAUAACUUUGGAGCUGCUUACAUUGGCACAAAAUCCUUCCUUCAUGGCACUAUUGACACAGAUGGAACUUUAUCGGCGCGUAUGAAUUAUGCAUGGAAUGCAAAGAAUGUGACCAAAAUUCAAGCUCAUAUAACAUCAGUACCAGGGCAUUCAAUGCUUCAAUUGGAACAAGACUACCAGGGGUCGGAUUAUUCCAUUAAUUAUAAAACCAUUAAUCCAUCACCGGUUGAAAAUACUGGUAUCUAUAUUUUAAGUUAUAUCCAAUCUGUAACACAGAAGCUUGCCUUGGGUGUUGAAACUGUAUAUCAGAAACCUACGCCAGACAGUGAAGAAUGUUUCAAGUCCUUCGUCGCAAAAUAUAGUGGAAAGAAUUAUAUCGCAACAGUACAAUGGCAAGAAAUUGGCACCAUACAAGCAUCGUACUUCCAAAAGAUUAACGAAAAAGUGGAGUUUGGGACAGAACUUCAAAUUCUUGUAGGAAGAGAACGAAGAGAUGCUUUAUGCACAGUAGGUGGUAAAUUUGAUUUUCGGACGUCAACGCUUAGAGGCCAGGUGGAUACUUCAGGUCGCGUAUGCGUUGUAAUAGAACAAAAAAUAACACCAACACUCAGUUUUCUGAUCACUGGUGAUAUCGAACAUAUGAAGAACGCAUCAAGAUUUGGUGUGGGUAUUCAAUUUGAAGCAUAG
Racocetra persica is the source of this 924-nucleotide messenger RNA. The record is from the annotation of a GenBank genome assembly. NCBI's taxonomy places the organism in Eukaryota, Fungi, Glomeromycota, Glomeromycetes, Diversisporales, Gigasporaceae.